AGCAACAGCAGCACAAUUUUCAGCUCGACGGGUGUCGCUGACUGCGGUGCCGAGCCGAACGAACGAAGAUAAAAAAAAAAGUUGAUUUCUAAAGGAAAAGUUCAAUCUUUUGGAAAUCCAGGGAAUUAGACACCUUCCUGACAACUUUUAAGUCAUCACAUGUUGGAUUUGCUUCAAAUCAGAUGAUGGAUGGACCUCACUGGAGGAAAUUCUGGUGAAACGAGUGUGCAUAUUGUAUGCCGAGCGCACCCGGUACACCUGCGUAGGUAACUGACGUCUGGAGUCACUGCUGAUAUAAAUGGAGCCGCGUCGUCACAAGUCGUCAGUAACAAUGUUGAUGGUUGGCAUCGCUUUCAAGUGUAUGAGCUCCUCUGAAAGGAGUAGUGUUGUUUAAUGAGGUUUUGAUAAUUUUAUGUUCUACACGACAUGGAAGAAUACAGCGACAUGUCUUUAUCAUUUCAGAACGACAGUGGUUUAGAUCACCAAAUCGACAAUGUGACUUUACCAGUGAAGGUUCCGCUAAGUUAUCAGAUCUCCACGUCUUUUCUGAUCGGCGCGCUCAUUCUAUGUUCCAUAUUUGGAAACGCCUGUGUUGUGUCGGCUAUUGCUUUGGAAAGAUCCCUGCAGAAUGUUGCAAACUACCUGAUCGGAUCUCUUGCCGUGACGGACCUCAUGGUGUCGGUGCUUGUGUUGCCAAUGGCAGCUCUUUACCAAGUUUUAGACAAGUGGACACUUGGACAGGUAACUUGUGAUAUUUUUAUUUCAUUGGACAUUUUAUGUUGCACAUCUUCAAUUCUACACCUGUGCGCUAUAGCUUUGGAUAGAUACUGGGCGAUCACCGACCCAAUAGACUAUAUGAAGAAAAGGACAUUAAAACGUGCCGCUCUUUUAAUCACCGUUACCUGGUUUGUCGGCUUUUCGAUAUCAAUUCCACCCAUGUUGAUCAUGAAAUCUCAACCCAAGAGUAAAGCAGAAGACAUGGCCAAUCCUGAAGCUUGCAUGAUCAGCCACGACCCAUGGUACACUAUUUAUUCCACCUUCUGCGCAUUUUACAUCCCUCUGAUUCUCAUGCUGGUUUUAUACGGACGCAUAUUCAAAGCGGCAAGAUUUCGCAUUCGCAAAACCGUUCGAAAACCUGAGAAAAAGAGGGUGAAAUGUUUGACUGUGUCACCUGCGCUUUUUAAGCGAGCCAACGGAGAGCUGGGCAAAAACUGGAAAAGCGCAGUCGAACCCAAGCCCGCCACGUGCGUAAACGGCGCGGUUAAGCACGCGGAGGACGGCGAGUCUCUGGAGAUCAUCGAGGUUCACAGCAAUUCCAAAAACAACCUGCCUCUGCCCAACACGCCAAACUCUGUCCCUCUGUUCGAGAACAAACACGAGAAGAACACCGAAGCGAAGAGGAAGCUCGCCUUGGCGCGCGAGCGCAAGACAGUGAAGACUCUGGGCAUUAUAAUGGGCACUUUCAUUGUGUGUUGGCUACCAUUCUUCAUCAAAGCGCUCGUGCUGCCCUUUUGUCCGUCUUGUGAUAUGCCUUUGUGGCUCAUCGACGUCAUUAAUUGGCUCGGGUAUUCAAACUCGCUUUUGAAUCCCAUCAUUUACGCAUACUUCAAUAAAGACUUUCAGAGCGCGUUCAAGAAAAUCAUUAAAUGCCAUUUUUGCAGACCAUAAACAUACUGUCUUUUCAGUUUUAAAUGUCAGAAACACGAGUUUAAACAGUACCGACGACUGAGAAAAACAAUAUGAUGUAUUUUAACAGCACCGGAAACUUAGUACCACUAUAAAUAUGAUUGAUUUUAUUUAUCAGAUGUAUAUGAUAUCAGGUAACAUAAUGUGUACUGAAAAUGUUUAUUUCAUGUCUAUGACAAACAAAGAUCAUGUCCAUGAUGUAAAAAUAAAAAGUCCC
Molecule: messenger RNA, 1903 nt
Organism: Cyprinus carpio (common carp)
Lineage: Eukaryota; Metazoa; Chordata; Actinopteri; Cypriniformes; Cyprinidae
Product: 5-hydroxytryptamine receptor 1A-beta-like
Biological process (GO): regulation of vasoconstriction; regulation of behavior; adenylate cyclase-activating adrenergic receptor signaling pathway
Cellular component (GO): plasma membrane
Molecular function (GO): G protein-coupled serotonin receptor activity
Source: RefSeq, a predicted model, not a curated record